This is a messenger RNA of Hypomesus transpacificus, 4803 nucleotides long. RefSeq names its product protein strawberry notch homolog 2 (gene sbno2b). NCBI's taxonomy places the organism in Eukaryota, Metazoa, Chordata, Actinopteri, Osmeriformes, Osmeridae. Gene Ontology annotation, biological process: regulation of DNA-templated transcription. Bases 1986 to 4487 code for a protein of 833 amino acids. Gene Ontology annotation, cellular component: nucleus. The transcript is spliced from 20 exons. Gene Ontology annotation, molecular function: chromatin DNA binding; histone binding. The record is from RefSeq and is a predicted model, not a curated record.
GUGUGUGUGUGUCAAAGGGAGAGCGAGAUGCACUGCAUAGUACUUUGUAAACCUCAGUAGCGUUCAGUGGGAAGUGAGAGCAGUUUCAGUGGUGUGCAGGAACACGAGCACCCCGGCAGAUGACCCCGGCAGAUGACCCCGUCGUCACGGCGCUCUGCAGGUCUGGCUAAGCCCUGGCAAAGGGCCGCGUGGUGUAACAGGAUUCCGAAAGUUUCACAAAAAAACAUGACUUACUGGAAUAAAAUGCUAGGAGAGCACAUUUACUAACCGCUGUCUAACCCACAAACAGUGAACAGCUGCACUCAUUAUGUGACACUCUUUUUCUCUGUCUCUCUCUGUCUCUCACACACACACACACACACACUUGCUCUACUCCACUUCCUGUCAGAGAGAGAGAGAAAGAGAGACUCGUAAUAUGUCUAAACCUCUGGUAUCUCCUCGGACACGCAUUCUUCAGAUUUGGAUUGCAUCCCAAAAGGUUACGUAUUUUUUUACGUAGAAAGUUGGAUGUAUUCGAGAAAGAAUUGAUAAAAUAACAUUUAACAAGAACAGACUGCAAAAGUCAAGGUAUAAUAAGAAAAAUAAAGUUUCCCUGAGCAAAAUACCAAGGUGUUGUUUCAUUUGGGAAGCCCAAUGGGAAAGCUUUGAAUGUCCCAUGACGUUGGGCUAGCUGUUUUGGAAGCCCUUGACCUAAAGAGAGACAAAAGACAUCCAGACAGAGUGAGAAAAACGGAGAACAAGGGGGUGGAAGUGGUUCUGAAGGCCAGCCUCCAGUUUAGCCCCGGGACGGAGGGCUCUUCAGCCAGGAGAGCAGCAGGAGUCUCCCAGGAAUGUUCAAGGAACUUUCAGAGAAGGCUAAAAAGAUCCUCACUGUUAGGACAGUCAAGUGUUACCGUAAAUGUGCAGCAGGUCGUUAAACAGUCUCUGUUAGUCUUUACGCCCUGUGGAGUUGGGAGUGGCUUGGAAGAGUGUGUUCUGUCUGUGGAUGAACCAUGUUCCAUCCCAUAGUCGGAUUUACUGGACCCAAGGUCUGUGGUUCUGCCCCUUGCAGUCUUGCGCUUGAUCAGAGUUGUAUUAUUUGAUUUAACCAGGUUCUGAUGGCUGUUAAACACCAACAUGUGUAAUAGUGACCAUGCCAAAAAAUUAAGUAAAAAAAAACAUAUUUUUUUAUUCUUAUUUGAUCUACCCUGUGACCAGUAUUUGAAUUUCAGAUUCAGAAACUUUUUUUUUCUUUCUCAGUCUUCUUUCUGCUUUUCUUGAAUCUAAAUUCCUUAAAGCGGACUGGAGGUAAACUAGUCUGCCUCUCAGGUCCUCUCAGUCCGCUCACAAACAGCAGCUUGGAAACUGAAUCCCCAUUUGCUGUCAGACUGACAAAAGUCCGAGACCGAAAUAAGCCAAGCCAGCCGCCUAGCACUAUAGCCUGUCAGCCAGUCUUUAAAUAUAAUAAUCAUUAAGUACUGAUCCCAGACCAUUAAGUGAAGCGGUAGGCGUGAAGCUUCCAACCCUCCAGCACGCUGCAGUGUUUACUAUACAAGCGCGGUUGAGUUACACCAUGUACAGUAAAAUGGGCAGGACUGCCAGUAACUCGAGUCACUUACCAACAAAAGCAUCAUUUCCUGAAAGCUCCUCCCUCUCCCCUGCUCCCCUCUCCUCCCUCUCUCUCUCUCUCUCUUGCUCUCUCCCCAACCACCUUUGAGCACUGGGGAACCAGACCACAAUCAAUAUGACUAAACCUUCUAUGCAAAUACCUGGCAGCUCUGGCAAACCAGGAAGUGUGUUUUAGAGGCCAUGCGGGAGAGAGGGUGGAGCUGGACAGAGUCUACCUGGGCUGUGUGUGUGAGAGAGAGAGAGAGCUGUUGUUGAGCAACAUCAGCUGUAAAGAGACUCUUACUACUACUGUAGCCAGCACAUACAUGGAAGAAGGUGUCAGGAAUAGGGGAAGGUGAUUUAGGAGUGUGUGUGCUCCUCUCGGAGUGUUUGGACUCAUGUCGCUCAUGCAGUUUUGGAAUAAGUUGUACACGCAGUUGGGACGACCGCUACCCAAGGACCUGUCAUGUAUAGAUGACCUCUCCAACACAUCGCUGUUCUCCUCUCCGGCCGACUCGCUGUCGGAGUACGCCGACGCCCAGAACCUGAUCAGCACAGACAGCCUGGCCCACGGCCUCACCAUAUGGGACGUCAACACCAAUACCUCAGGCCCUGGCGGCCCCGCCUCCACACCAGCACAGAGCCAGCUGGAGCUGAAUGGCUCCAGCAGGUUUCAGGGUUUGAGCAGUUUGGAGGAAAUCACUGCCAUAAUCAGCACUCCACCUUUUGGAGGAUUCCAGGCUCCGAGGAUCCAGACGCCUGCGGAAGAGGAGGAGGAGGCAGAGGAGGAGGAGACGGAGGAGCUGGGCCAUGUGGACACGUACGCAGACUACAAGCCCUCCAAAUCCACCAUCGGGAUCUCCCACCCAGACAUCGUCGUGGAGACCAACACGCUGUCCAGCGUCCCCCCUCCCGACAUCACCUACACGCUGUCCAUUCCUGACACCAUCAUCAACAACGGCCUGCUCUCCGCCCUGCAGCUGGAGGCCAUCAUCUACGCCUGCCAGCAACACGAGGUGAUCCUGCAGAACAACCAGCGAGCAGGCUUCCUGAUCGGAGACGGUGCUGGCGUGGGGAAGGGCCGCACGGUGGCCGGCAUCAUCCUGGAGAACUACCUGAAGGGCAGGAAGAGAGCGCUCUGGUUUAGCGUCUCCAAUGACCUGAAGUAUGACGCCGAAAGAGACCUGAAAGACAUCGACGCCCCCAUCAUCCCUGUGCAUGCCUUAAACAAGAUAAAGUAUGGAGACACAGCUACCUCAGAGGGUGUCCUGUUUGCUACCUACUCCGCUCUGAUUGGAGAGAGCCAGGCCGGGGGCCAGCACCGGACCAGACUCAAGCAGAUCCUGGACUGGUGUCAACCCGGCUUCGACGGAGUCAUUGUGUUUGACGAAUGCCACAAAGCCAAGAACGCCACGUCCACCAAGAUGGGCAAGGCAGUGCUGGACCUGCAGAACAAGCUGCCACUUGCCAGGGUGGUCUACGCCAGUGCCACAGGUGCCUCCGAGCCAAAGAACAUGAUCUACAUGAGCCGCCUGGGGAUCUGGGGUGAGGGCACGCCCUUCAAGACCUUCGACGACUUCCUCCACGCCAUCGAGAAGAGGGGUGUGGGUGCCAUGGAGAUCGUCGCCAUGGACAUGAAGGUGAGCGGCAUGUACAUCGCCCGGCAGCUGAGCUUCUCCGGAGUGUCGUUCCGCAUCGAGGAGAUCGGAUUGGACGACGACUUCAAGCUGGUCUACAACAAGGCGGCCAAACUGUGGGCCGAGGCGCUGGCCACGUUCACGCGGGCGGCUGACGAGCUGGGCCUGGUCAGCAGGAAGUCUUUGUGGGGCCAGUUUUGGUCGUCGCACCAGCGCUUCUUCAAGUACCUCUGCAUCGCCGCCAAAGUGCGCUGCCUGGUGGAGCUGGCUAAGAAGGAGCUGCUGGCGGGCAAGUGCAUCGUGGUGGGGCUGCAGUCCACGGGGGAGGCCCGUACCCGGGAGGUCCUGGACGAGAACGACGGCCACCUGGACCGAUUCGUUUCUGCUGCAGAGGGUGUGUUCCAUUCUCUGGUGAUGAAGCACUUUCCCUCAGAGAAGCAGAGGAGAGAGAAAGGGCCUGGAAACAAGAGGAAACGUAAACCCAGGGGCCGGCAGCCCAAACUGCCCAAGCACACGGUGGAGAUCAGCGGGGUGAUCAACAUCAGCGACGACAGCAGCACCGACUCCGACGCCAUGGAGACGGACUCCAACUCCUCGCCCGACUCGCUGCUCGACAACGAUGACGUGAUCUUCGUCAACCACACCAGCUGCCACACAGCCAAGAUCGAGGAGAUGAAACACAGCCUCCUCAACAGGAUCACAGAGCUGGGGAAGGAGCUCCCUCUGAACACCCUGGACGAGCUCAUCGACAAGUUCGGAGGACCAGAGAAAGUCUCCGAGAUGACGGGGCGUAAGGGGCGCGUGGUGCGUCGCCCCGACGGCAGCGUGCGCUACGAGUCGCGGGCCGAGCAGAGCCACACCAUCGACCACAUCAACGUGAAGGAGAAGGACCGCUUUAUGAGAGGAGAGAAGCUGGUGGCCAUCAUCUCAGAGGCGGCCAGCUCGGGGAUCUCCCUGCAGGCGGACAAGCGGGUCAAGAACCAGUGCAGGCGGGUGCACAUGACCCUGGAGCUGCCCUGGAGCGCAGACCGAGCCAUCCAGCAGUUCGGUCGAACUCACCGGUCCAACCAGGUGACGGCUCCAGAGUACAUCUUCCUCAUCUCAGAGCUGGCUGGAGAGAGGCGCUUUGCCUCCAUCGUAGCCAAGAGGCUGGAGAGUCUGAGUCCCUCUCCCCUUUCCCUCUGUCUGUGUGCCUGGGCUCUGAAGGAGGGGGGGCAGGACUUCCAGAAAGUCUCUCCUGUCUCUGCCAACCAAGCGCCGUAAACGUUCCUCAGAAUAGCCCGCAUCAUUGCCCCCCGCCCUCCCUGUCUGCCUCUGGCUAACUUGGAUACCUUUAGUGAUUGUCUUGUCUCCAGAUAAGCGGUGAUGUCAUACCCGCCGGGGGGGAGAGAUAAGUCUUUUGUCCUCAUCUCCAGACGUGUGUGUGUGUGUGUGUGUGUGUGUGUGUGUGUGUGGGCGGCGGCGGCGACACACACACACACACAGACCGUACUUGUGAAAGCCACGCCCUGGAUGUGCUCUCAGUAGUAGAUGGGUUUGGUACAGCUGAUGUGUGGGGAUGUGAGAGAGAGAGGGGUGC